UGCGCUCGGACGCGUUGCGAACCCCUUGGGGAUACCGGGCCACUUUAUUCUGUGAUCCUGACUCAAUUGUGCUCUAUUAAAAAGGAUAACUUCAGUCAAAUCAUUACUUGCAAUAUUAACUCAAUCAUAGAUUUCACUGAAAGACUAUUUAUACUAAAUUUUGGUUUUUACUUUUUUAUUAAUUAAUUUAAUUCCUAAAUUAUUGGUUCUAAAUUUCGAUAGUAAUAAUGGGCGUUAUAUGUUGAGGUUGUUAGCCAGGGGUGCAAAACAUUUUCAAUAGCGUGUUCUAGUUACGUAACAUCGCCGGGGAAAAUCGAUAUCCUGAGCGUAUAAAUAGCGCCCUACGAUUGAGAACAGCUGGCUGGCCGCCAGACGAAAUGCAGCCUGUGAGGAUGAGAAGACCGCGUCGGCAUCGCUGGCUGACAGUCUCGGUGUUCUUUAUUGCAUAUUCCAUCUUCCAAGCGGUGCUGAGCGCUUCCACGUCGCCUUUGAUAGACAAACUAACGACCACCGGGGAGGAUUCCCAACCAGCGAGCCCUGAACUAAACUCUAAAGGAACUACGAAAGAGGCAAUAGCUUCGUCACCUCUACCAGUGACCAGCCAAUCCGAAGACGAAGAUACUAGUGAGUUACCACCAGAGGGUGGCAAGAAAGGACUCAAAGGCUCAGAGGAAGAAGAAGAGGGAGAAAAAAAGAAACAGAAAGAUGAUGGUUACAUCAAAACAAAUGAUGAGGAUGCUAUCCCUACUGUCCAUCCAUUGAGGAAUUGUACUCCGCCUGCAAUUGAACAGUUCCCUCAGCCUCUGAUGGGUCAGAAUGCGCGUAAGCAUGGCGGCCUCAUUCUACACAUCUUGGUAGCUGUGUUCACCUUUAUCGGUCUCGCAAUUGUCUGUGAUGAAUACUUUGUUUGCAGCUUGGAUAGGAUCUGUGAAGAACUGAAGCUAGCGCCUGACGUGGCAGGUGCAACUUUCAUGGCCGCCGGUAGCUCCGCUCCUGAACUUGCCACUGUUGUUAUUGGUGUCUUUUGCGCACAGGACGAUAUAGGUGUGUCUGGUGUGAUCGGGUCAGCAGUGUUCAACAUAAUGUUUGUGAUCUCCGUGUGCGCUCUGUGCGCCGGUACCGUGAGCCACCUCAACUGGUGGCCGCUCUGCCGCGAUUGCUUCUUCUAUGCCAUCUCUAUACUUGUCAUGCUCUGUACUAUCGCCAAUAAAUACGUCUCCUGGCCAGAAGCUCUGUUCAUGUUGAUAAUGUACGGCGUGUACUGCCUGGCGCUGCGCUUCAAUACCGAACUUGAACGAUGGGCGCUGACCUUGCCGCUGCCCUUCAAACUACCCACAAGAGAGGAGCAGGCCGCACUCGUCACUUACAGAAGUUCAGGAGGUCAACCUCCGGCGGCCGCCGCCAACGCAGAGGGCCAGUACACGCAGAUGGAGGGACAGACUAAGGAAACUCCUUUACAACCUACUGCCUAUAAUCCUGAUGGUGCUUACGACAACGCGGCAUACAACGCUGAGCCCAUCCCCGUGUGGGAUCCCAAUGCGGUUUGGGACCCCGACCAAGCCUGGGAUUCUUCUACGCAAGGAGCGCCCGCGCAACCUGGUUGGCGACCUGAAACUCAACAGCCUCAGGCGCAGGUGCAGACGCCGGCACAACAACCCCAAGAGAACCAACCACAACAACCACCGCAGCCGACUGCGCCCGCUAUGCCAGCUUACUACAAGGCCAAAGAGUACAACCCAGAGACUGCUGUGGACCCACUUGUUAAACCAGUUGGUGCCAACAAGCUGCAGCUAGCGUGUUGGUACGUGGCGUUCCCAAUCCACUGGUCGUGCCGGCGCACGAUGCCUGACUGCCGCGGCCGCUGGUACCCGAUCACCUUCAUCAUCUCUAUGCUCUGGAUCUCUUUCUACUCCUAUUUCAUGGUCUGGAUGAUCACCAUCAUCGGGUAUACUUUGGGAAUUCCUGAUACGGUGAUGGGGUUGACUUUUGUAGCGGCGGGUGUGUCUGUGCCUGAUGCGCUUUCCUCACUCGCUGUCAUUAAGGAAGGGUACGGCGACAUGGCGGUCUCUAACGCGGUGGGGUCCAAUGUGUUCGACAUCCUGGUGUGUCUUGGUCUGCCCUGGUUCAUACAAACCGCCAUCAUACAUCCCGGUAGUCACGUCAAUGUCAUCAGCAAAGGUCUAAUCUACUCUACGCUGUCUCUGUUCUCGACGGUAAUCUUCCUUGUAGUAGCGACGCACGCCAACGGCUGGAAGUUGGACCGUAAGUACGGCGUGGUCCUGAUGAUUUGGUACCUGCUCUUCAUAACCCUCGCCAGUCUCUACGAGCUGAAUGUCUUUGGGAACUUCCAUCAGCCAGAUUGCGAAUCUGCGUAUUAAUUUGUCUAAAAUUCAUUUGUUUGAAAGUGACAGAUCGAUUUCUUAUACUCUUUGACAGGCAAAGAAUAUG
Molecule: messenger RNA, 2448 nt
Organism: Papilio machaon (common yellow swallowtail)
Lineage: Eukaryota; Metazoa; Arthropoda; Insecta; Lepidoptera; Papilionidae
Product: probable sodium/potassium/calcium exchanger CG1090
Exons: 16
Coding region: 378-2378 (666 amino acids)
Biological process (GO): intracellular calcium ion homeostasis; calcium ion transmembrane transport
Cellular component (GO): membrane
Molecular function (GO): calcium, potassium:sodium antiporter activity; calcium channel activity
Source: RefSeq, a predicted model, not a curated record